This is a messenger RNA of Drosophila gunungcola (fruit fly), 6601 nucleotides long. RefSeq names its product E3 ubiquitin-protein ligase UBR1 (gene Ubr1). The record is from RefSeq and is a predicted model, not a curated record. The transcript is spliced from 8 exons. Gene Ontology annotation, cellular component: ubiquitin ligase complex; cytoplasm. NCBI's taxonomy places the organism in Eukaryota, Metazoa, Arthropoda, Insecta, Diptera, Drosophilidae. Bases 78 to 5402 code for a protein of 1774 amino acids. Gene Ontology annotation, biological process: protein ubiquitination; ubiquitin-dependent protein catabolic process via the N-end rule pathway. Gene Ontology annotation, molecular function: ubiquitin protein ligase activity; zinc ion binding.
UUGGAAUAGUCUUUAAUUUUAACUAAUUUAAUUCUAUUUUUUUUCUUACAGAUAACAAUGCGCUUACUCUCAAGUGCAUGUUCAAGGAGGCGCUGGCCAAGGAGGAGAUCAUCGACGUGCUGGUGGAGUUCAUGCUGGGCGACAGUCCCGCCUCCGCACUGGAGAAGCUCCGGCUGGAGGGCAACACGGCCACCGUCUGCGGCAAGGUCUUCAAGAACGGGGAGCCCACCUACAGUUGCCGCGAGUGCGGCGUUGAUCCCACCUGCGUGCUCUGCGUCAACUGCUUCAAGCGUUCGGCGCAUCGCUUCCACAAGUACAAGAUGUCCACCUCCGGCGGCGGCGGCUGCUGCGACUGCGGCGACGACGAGGCCUGGAAGAAGGAUCACUACUGCCAGCUGCAUCUGGCGAAUCGCAAGAAUCCGCUGGAGAGCAAGAUCCUGACCGAGGCUGUGCUGGAGCGGGCGGAGAUCUGCUUCGGGGCGAUCCUCGCCUUCUGCGUCAACUAUCUGGAGAUCGAGCCAAACGCCAGUCUGCAGUGCCUGGAGGGCGGUAACGUGAAGGACGGCCAGCUGGACGGGGCGCAGUUCUGCACGGUGCUCUACAACGACGAGUCGCACACGUUCGACCAGGUGAUCCAGACGCUGACCAAGAUCGCCAAGUGCCGGCACAAGGACGCCAUGGAGAUUGUGGCGGCGAUCGAUCGCGAGGGGCGAGCCGUGGUGAAGUGCGAUACCUUUAAGGAAUGCAACGACCUGAAGACGGCCAUCGAGAACCAGAUGAUACCGCCGAGCGCCCUGCUGUCGAAUCCGCGCAACAACCAGUCGCUGAGGACGUCGGUGCUGCACAUCGGGGCCGUGGCCUGCCAGCAGUUCGCCCUGCAGCUGCUCGGCUGGUUCCAGGAGUUCCUGGUGCGCCACUACCUAUUCCGCAAGACGUUCGCCGAGCUGGUGCAGCGCAAGCAGGAGGCCUUCUGCAUCCGCCACAUCUUGGAGUACGAUGUGAAGCUGUGGAAGACGGCGCGCACCUGCUGGCACCGCCUGCUCAUCUCCGGCAUGCUCAUGGAGUACGACAACAAGAUGGUGCUGGCCCAGGAGUUCUCGCGCCGCUACGCCACCAUUGUGGAGGACUUCAUCAGCGACGACCACGACCACGCCUUCUCGAUCGUUUCGCUCAGCGUGCAGCUGUUCACGGUGCCCAGCAUCGCUCACCAUCUGAUCGCCCACGAGGGCAUCUUCGACAAGCUGCUGCACACGUUCUAUCACGUGGCCAUCGAGAAGUUCAUCCAGAACAAGACGCUGCACUUCAGCAAGAACAUCGCCAGCCUGACCUUCUUCAAGCGGGCCAACUACAUACUGUACGAUCUGCGCUACCUGCUCAGCCUAAAGCCGGAGGUGCUGAGCAACGACCUGCGCAGCGGCUUCCUCGAGGGCUGCCGCGCCCUGAUGCGCGUGCUGAACGUGAUGCAGGGCAUGGAGUCGAUCACCCGGCAGACGGGCCAGCACAUGGACUACGAGCCGGAGUGGGAGUGCGCCUUUAAUCUGCACAUCAAGCUGGCCACGACCAUCUCGCAGGUGAUCGAAUGGGCGGCCGGCGAUGUGAAACUGCUGCGCAAGCUCUACAAGAUGUCGGUGCGGGCGCUGGUGGGCAACAGCUUCAUCGUGGGCGCCGAGAAGGCGGAGGCCCGCAGUGUGGCCGGCCACGUGGCCAGCUGCCUGAUGUACGACGUGUCGGUGAAGCCGGUGUCCAUCCACCUGCCACUCACGCGCUUCUAUGCCGGCAUCUAUCUGCACCUGGGCGCCCACGACAUGACCUACGACAGCCUGCAGACGGAGACGGAGGCCCUAAACAGCAAGCUGACACCCAGGGGGAUCAUCGAGCCCGUUCUGUGCACCCAUGCGAUGAUCGCCCAAGUGGCCGCGGGCAUGUGGCGCCGCAACGGCUACUCGCUGCUGCACCAGCUCUAUUUCUAUCGCAACGUGCGCUGCCGCGUCGAGAUGCUGGACAGGGACAUUGUCUGCCUGCAGAUUGGCGCCUCGCUGAUGGAGAGCAACGAGUUCCUCAUCCAUGUGCUGAACAAGUUCAAUCUGAUUGCCUGGGCGCAUUCCAACUACGAGAGCGUGCUGGCGGAGAAUCCCGUGGACGAUGAGUUCAUGCGACAGCUAUCGAUGAUCGACGAGUUCCUCGAGCUCCUGAUCGUGAUCAUCGGCGAGCGCUGGAUGCCGGGCGUUUCGAUUGUAACGGAGGAGGACCGUCUGCGCAAGGAGAUCAUCCAGCUGUUGUGCACCAAGUCCUAUUCGCACUCGGAGCUCAGUCGCGCUCUGCCAGAUGGCAAUGGCGGGAACAGCGACAACAUCUUCGAGGACGUCAUCAACACGGUGGCCGUGUUCAAGAAGCCCGUUGGAGUCGACAGCAAGGGCGUGUACGAGCUGAAGGAGCACCUGUUCGAGGAGUUCAACGUGUACUUCUAUCACUACACCAAGGAGGACAAGUCCAAGGCCGAGGAGCUGCAGCGCGAGCGUCGCAAGGCCAAGAAGCAGCUCGUCUGCUGUCCUCCGCCGAUGCUGCCGCAGCUAACGCCAGCCUUUAAAUCCAUGGCCAACAUCCUGCAGUGCAACGUGUUCCUCAGCAUCUGCACCUUGGUAAUGGACCGGGCAUUGGAUGCGCGCAGUCGCUCCUUCACCGAAUCGCAUCUCCAGAAGGUGCUCCAUCUGCUGGGUUUCGCCAUUCAGGAGGAGCUCAGUGAGCACUACCCCUUCCUGAGCUUUUACGAGCGUUCGCCCAAGUAUGGAAUCCUGGAGAAGCUGGAGGAACUGGCCCGCUGUCCCAGGCUGGAGGCUCAUCGCGACUUUGUGCUGUGGACCAUUAAGCGGUACAAGGAGCUGCAGGCCAAGCAGGCGCCCAGCGAUGGCGGUGCUGGGCCGAGUUGCUCUAAACAGAGCGCCGGGGAGGAGCAGCCGCUGAGCUCCGAGGAGCAGGCGAGCCAGGAGAAGAAGCUGCGCGCCCGCAUGGUGGCCGAGAGUCGGGCCAAGAUCAUGGCCCAGAUGAAGAGUGCCCAAAAGUCGUUCAUGAAGAACCAUGCGGAGAUGUUUUCGGCCAGCGACAAGGAGAGUGCGGGCGAGGACUCGUCGACGGCCACGGGCGCCAUGGAGUGGGAGGACAUACCGGCCGAGGCGAACGUGGAGGACGAGGAGGAGCAGGGAGCUGUGGCCCUCAAGCAGAACGUGGCCUGUCUGGGGCCCGAGCGCAAGUUCUACACGGGCAGCGACAACAACUUCAAGUGCAUCCUGUGCUUCGAGAACUGUGCCAUCAGCCGCAGCGGUCCGCCGCUGGUCAGCUCCGCUUUCGUCCAGACCUCGAGGGUGAUCUUCACCACGCCCCAAAUGCGCGCCAGCCCCAGUGCCCUGCACAUGAGCUGCUGCGGCCACGUGAUGCACUACAGCUGCUGGCAGGAGUACUACAGCAACGAGGAGUCCAAGGAGCAGCGUCGUCCGCACCGCAACCGCGUGGCCCUCAGUCCGGCGCACAACGUCGAGUUCCACUGUCCCUAUUGCCGCACCCUGAGCAACACCGUGCUCCCGGUGACCGAGGCGCUGCCCGCCUUCUCGUCCUCGUCCACACCAAACACAACCCCUUUGGCCACCGAUAGCUAUCUGCCGUUGGACAGCUUCGCGGAGAUCAUGCGCACACAGGCCAGCGAGCUGGCCGCCAUGAAGUUGGUCGAAUUGAAGACGCUGCCGAGUGUGACCACCAUCCUGCGCAAGUCCGGCGUUGUGGCGGACAUGGCGCAGUUCGAGCGGAGCGUCCAGCUGAUCCCCAAUCCCCCCGAGUUGCAUUCCAACUACAGCGACGUAAUGGCCUUCCUCAGCAAGGCCCUGCUGAAUGCCACGCAGAGUCAGCAGCCGCACCCGAAGGACCAUCCGGCUGGCACGCCCCUGGACACGGACAGCAUCGAAACGGUGCCCAUGCUGUGGGACACCUGCAGCUACACGAUGCAGUCCCUCGAGAUCUACCUGUUCGAGACACAGAAGCCGCUGAAGGCCGAGCUGCCGAUGCGCCACCAGAGCUGUGCCAUCAACCUGGUGCGCGCCUGCUCGCGCUUCUCAGCCUCGCCCUCGCUCUGGACGAACGAGUGGCAGACGGAGUUUGCCGCCCGACUGCUGGACACCGUGUUCAACCAGAAGGGCACCAGUGUGCUGGAGUGGGACUGCUUCCGCGUGCUGGUCUCCUUCCAGUUCGGAGUGCUCAAUCUGAUGGCCGGCGAGAGUGGCCCGCUAACCGUCAUACCCAGCGGCAGCAUGUUCGACUUCUACAUCCUCCAGACCAUGUUCCUGGCCCACCUGACCAAGGCGGUGCUCUGCUUCGAUGCGGACAAGGAGCAGGCCAAACGGACGGCAGAGACGCCGCAUGCCGAGCUAACGCAACUGGGCUAUGUGGAGCAGCUGCCGACGAGGAUCCGGGACAACAUGGUGGCCUUCUAUCGCCGCUACAACAUCCCGGCCAGGGUGCUGCAGAGGAACACGCAGCAGCAGCUGGCGGAGGAGCGCAAGGAUGAGGAGCAGGGCCAGGGCCAGGGACAGGGACAGGAGCAAACAGUGGUGAUACCAUGCGAACCGCACCAUUUGGCACUGCUGCUCGAGUACGUGCAGCGUCAGAUGAGCUCGUUCCUGCGCUGCGCCUGCCUCUUCUAUCGCUGCCUCACCGACGUCGACUUCCCGGACACGUUUCCCACUGAUCAGCCGGACCGCUUCGAGCUGAUGUGCCAGUACCUGGGCCUGGACCCCCAGCUGGGCGUGUAUUUCGACAUGGAAACGGUGUACGCCACGAUGAUGCACUCGUUUGCCUCGCAUCCGCACAUUGGCCGCGAGGUGGAGGAGCGCUGCCAGCCGGACACGGCCCGAUCCCUGCAGGUGGAGCCGUGCCUGCGCCCGCUGCCGCGCCUCAUACCGCUGUACGACGACUACAGCGAUCUGAUCAACAGCGUGUCGGACAUCUUCUGUCCGAACAACGAGCGCGAGGAGAUGAAGACGCCGACGAUGUGUCUGAUCUGCGGCUCCAUCCUGUGCGGCCAGUCGUACUGCUGCCAGCCAGAGCUGGGCAAGUUGAUGGUGGGCGCGUGCACGCACCAUGCCCACGCCUGCGGCGCCGAGGUGGGCAUCUUUCUGCGCAUCCGCGACUGCCAGGUGGUGUAUCUGGGGCGCGGCAAGGGCUGCUUUGCCCAGCCGCCGUACCUGGACGAGUACGGCGAGACGGAUCAGGGCCUGCGGCGGGGCAAUCCGCUCAGGCUCUGCCAGGCGGCCUACAGCCGCAUCUUUCUGCAAUGGCUGGGCCAUGGGCUGCACGAGGAGAUCGCCCGGCUGAAUGACAACACCAAUGUGGCGGUGAUGCAGUGGCAUCACAUGUAGUCCGCAGACACAGAGGAGGGAGCUGGAGCUGGAUCUGGAGCUGGAGCUGAAGCUGGAGUCGGCAGUCAAUGUGAUUAUUACAUACUAACAUUAGGAGAGCCUAUUUAUACGUCUAAGCAUUUUACUACUUAUCCGUUUUGGAGAAGCGCCCACUACUCAUCCAUCCAACAGCACCACCACCACCCUGCAACCACACCCACCACCCACCACAGUCCGGCACCAAACACCACCUACCACACGCCCCCAUGCAAUCCCGUCCUGCGGCCCUAAUCCCUAAUCCACAAUAACGAUGUAACGAUGAUUGCAUCAUUUUCUUCCUAUCAAUAAUCGAUUGUAAUAUUAUUAUGAUUUUUUUUUGAGCUAACAUUAGAUAACUUGUUGAUAGUUUGAGCGGCCGAGUGCCCUCCUCUAGUUAUAUAUAUAUAUAUACAAUAUACAUAUGCUAAAAUAUAUAACGUCUAGGUUAGACUUUUGCCAGCACUAUAAAUGUCGCAGCAUCUAAAGGAAGAAAGAAAAGUUCGUUCAAAUAAAGGCAAAAAAUAUGUAUGUCCUGCUCUCGCUCUCUCUCCCUCAGUCACUCGCUAUCUCUCUCUCACUCACUAUCCGUCUCACGGCCCACUCGAUGUAUAUAUAUAGUACCGAUCUUUGAGUGCCGAUCGUUUGGCGUUUGUUGAUUUGUAUAUUUAGUUAGUGUAAAAAUAUUGAUACCGAUUAAGUGUAUGUCCAAAAUUUGUUAACCCAUCCCCCCCAAAAAAAAUUCGUAGUCGCCCUCCCAAUCCACCCAACACCCACCUCCCACUCGACCCACCCCUCCCCCCCACACACAAACACACACACACUCGUCCCGCCCUCUCACCCAGAUUCCCGCUUUUGUACCACAUCUCACUUUAACCGAAGGAACACUAAAAUUAGUCAAAUCAUGUCAUGUUUACUUGAUCAAUAUACUUAACACCCUAUACGACUAUAUAUUUACAUACAUAAUAACAAGCGUAUAUAAUAUAGAUACACAAUAACACGCAUAUUUCUUUUUAUGUAUUGUACAACAAACAACAAAAUCGACUAUGUAUGUGAAGUUCAAGCAAAAAGAAAAAUGUUCUCGAGAAAAAUAAUUCUUUAAAAUAACAGCCUGAUAAAACAGCAACAAAAAAGAAACAACAGAAAUAAAAUGCAAAGUUUGCAAAAUUUUAGUGAUAUUCAAA